Paramacrobiotus metropolitanus is the source of this 2046-nucleotide messenger RNA. RefSeq names its product vacuolar protein sorting-associated protein 4-like. The record is from RefSeq and is a predicted model, not a curated record. NCBI's taxonomy places the organism in Eukaryota, Metazoa, Tardigrada, Eutardigrada, Parachela, Macrobiotidae. Gene Ontology annotation, biological process: vacuole organization; endosomal transport. Gene Ontology annotation, molecular function: ATP binding; ATP hydrolysis activity.
AGCGUAUUUUUGGUCUACGAUUGCACAGCUGUGUCCAAAUCGGCAAACCAAGCGUUCCACUCCUCAGUGUCUAGUUCGUUAUCUAUUGCGUCUUUCAUCCCCGAUGACAAUAAUUGUCACUUUAGUGUUUUGGUCUAUAGUUUCAGGCUUAAAUCUCAGUAGAUCUCCACUUGUGGUGAAGUCUGUCUACCUCACGUUUAUUCUGAGACUGUCGACAUUUUGUGCUGCGGAACUGAUCUCACAAUUGCAUGAAUUGAAAGACAUGAAGAAGAGCCUUCACUCAGCGCACCUGUAUACUAUCUGUUUGUGAUAUCCAUAACAGUUUGGACUGUGCUUAUUAAAAAAACAACUAAAAGGAAUUAGAAAAAAAGAAUGGCGGCAGGAGGAGCGAUACAGAAGGCCAUCGAUCUGGUUACUCGCGCAACGGAAGAAGACAAGAAAAAGAAUUACUCGGAAGCAUUGCGUCUGUAUCAGCACGGUGUAGAGUAUUUUCUGCACGCCAUUAAGUACGAGACAAAUGGCGACAAGGCCAAAGAAUCAAUUCGAGCAAAGUGUACCGAAUACUUGGAGAGGGCUGAAAAGCUGAAGGAAUAUCUGAAAAAGGACAACAAAAAGAAGGCUGUCCCCGCUGGAGAUCCGGGCUCAAAUAAGGAUGAUAAGGACAAAGAGGAUGACGAUGAGGAUUCGGAAUAUAAGAAACUGACAAAAGGCCUGGAAGGUAAAGUGCUCGUGGAGAAGCCGGAUAUUAAAUGGGACGAUGUGGCCGGCCUGGAACUGGCCAAAGAAUCCCUCAAGGAAGCCGUCAUUUUGCCCAUUAAAUUUCCCCAUUUAUUCACUGGGAAACGCACCCCGUGGAAAGGUAUUCUCCUCUGGCCCCCGGGAACGGGUAAAUCCUACCUAGCCAAAGCUGUCGCCUCCGAGGCCAACAAAUCCACCUUCAUUUCCGUAUCCAGUGCUGACCUGGUCAGCAAAUGGCUGGGUGAGUCAGAGAAGCUGGUCAAGGGCUUGUUCGAGCUGGCCAGGGCCAAGAAGCCUUCCAUCAUCUUUAUUGACGAGAUUGACUCACUCUGCAGCUCGAGAAGUGACAAUGAGUCGGAAUCAGCACGCCGUAUCAAGACCGAAUUUCUCGUGCAGAUGCAGGGCGUGGGUAACAAUUCGGAAGGUAUCCUUGUUUUGGGCGCCACGAAUAUUCCAUGGGUAUUGGAUGCCGCUAUUCGGCGUCGUUUCGAGAAGAGAAUUUACAUUCCGCUGCCGGAUGAGGGAGCCCGUACCGAUAUUUUCAAGUUGAACAUGGGUAACACCAAGUGCGACUUGUCAGAAGGCGACUUCCGUCAGCUGGGCGCUAUGACCGAUAGGUAUUCUGGAGCGGAUAUCAGCAUUGUGUGUCGGGAUGCCCUUAUGCAGCCCGUGCGUAAAGUACAAACCGCUACUCAUUUUAAGAAAGUUAAAGGACCCUCGCCCGGUGAUCCGAAUAAAAUUGUCGAUUUGUAUGCACCAUGCAGUCCGGGAGAAAGAGGCGCCGUUGAAAUGACGUUCCUGGAUGUUCCCGGAGAUCAGUUGUUGGAGCCGCAUAUCACAAUGAACGACAUGGUGCGCUCCAUUUCCCAAACCAAACCCGCCGUGACCAGCCAUGAUUUGCUGAAACUUGAAGAAUUCACCAGCGAAUACGGGCAGGAAGGAUCUUGAGCCAGGGUGGACAAACUGUUUCUUAUAAUUUUUUAUUAUGUUUCGGCUAUGAAAUUCUGCGGAUUGUGAUACGUGUCAGAGGACUUGCGGGUAAUCAGAUGACAGCUGGUAAGCUUUCCUCUAAUUGUCGCUUUAACACGAUUUAAUGCUUCUACCGCUUGUUCUCUUUAGUGUGGCUCUUUCUGCAUGAUUUUUUUCAUAUUACUGUUUUUGUUAGUUUCAGAAAUAUUGCGCAGUUUGACGUAGAGCUCGUUAGUUACGUACGUUUUCCAGUAUGGCGUUCUGCUGUAUUUUAAAAUUAUGAAUUUUAGCGGCGGUUAAAUACAUUCUGACUUGCGUAAUAUUGUCAAAACUGCGGUU